AUGAAUGAAUCAAAGUUACAAUCACAUGCUUCAUUUGCCAGUGAAGUCACCAUUCCCGAACAUGAUGAGGAUGAUAUGGGCAAAAAACGACCAUUAUCCACCUCCUCUUAUUCAGAAAAAUCAGUCACAUCUACUCAAAAACAUGAUGAACAAGUAUCAAAUGAUGAUGAUGAUCAACCCUCAUGGAAAUCAAGGGUUGUUACAAGAGCACGUGCACUAUUGAAGAAAUACUGGUUUUUGCUUGGACUUGCCUUUGUCAUUUUAUUAGCAUCACAAUUCCCUGAUGUUGCAAGAAAAGGUGGUUAUAUUCAUGCCGAAUGGUCUAUCAAAUGGGGUGCUGUGAUCAUCAUCUUUUUAAUCUCAGGAUUAUCAUUACGAACAAAGAUUUUGGCACAAACGAUCCUUCGUAUUCGAUUACAUUUAUUGAUUCAAAUCAUCAAUCUGAUCAUCAUCCCUUUCUUUGUCUUUGGUUUGGUAUUGCUCCUUUUCAAGGCCCAUGUGUCCAUGAGUUCUCUCUUAUUGAUUGGUGUGGUCAUUGCUGCAAGUACACCUACUACUGUCUCCUCGAAUGUUGUCAUGACGAAAAACGCAAAAGGAAAUGAAGCUUCAGCUCUGAUGAAUGCUGCUCUUGGAAAUGUACUUGGUAUCUUUGUAUCUCCAGCACUUGUUUCUACAUUUCAAGGACCAUUAUUAGAUGCUACUCCAGAAGAUGAAAGUAGUAAUCAGGUGGGAGGGGUGGUUGAUUUUGUAUCAGUACUCAAACAAUUGGGAUUAACAGUGUUGGCACCUCUUAUUGUGGGUCAAAUCAUUCAGUGGCUCUUCACGGAAAAGGUUGCCAAGAUCAAGGAAAAAUGUCGUUUAUCCGAUAUAAGUAGUGUUGCUCUGUUGAUCAUGGUUUGGUCUGUUUUUUCUGAUGCUGUUUACUCUGGUUCUUUUGCUGCUGUCACUGUAAAGGAUAUUUUCGUGAUUGUUAUCAUCAAUGCUCUCUUUUACAUCAGCUUUUCUUUGACAUGUUUGGUCCUUGCUCGUUUACCGUUACCAUCAUACAUUCAAACUCCAGAUUGGAUCAAGAAAUUAAGGUAUUCUCGUGAGGAUACUGUUGCUGUCAUGUACUGUGGUGCUACAAAGACAGUUGCUAUGGGUGUACCAUUAAUCAAUGUACUCUAUCAGAAUGGUGAUCCCGGUACUGUGGGUGUAUUAUCUACGCCUCUUUUACUUUAUCAUGUUGAACAAUUGAUUCUUGGUAAUAUUGAAGUGGAGAUAUUAAAAAAAUGGGUACUUGAUGGUCAACGUGCAAAACAAGAUAUUUUACCAACUUCAAGGGAAGGUUCUGAAUGUUCCUCGGAAGAAAAGGAUUUGGAUGAUUUCACUCAUACAUCAAGAAAAUAG
Molecule: messenger RNA, 1389 nt
Organism: Halteromyces radiatus
Lineage: Eukaryota; Fungi; Mucoromycota; Mucoromycetes; Mucorales; Cunninghamellaceae
Product: SBF-like CPA transporter family-domain-containing protein
Exons: 5
Coding region: 1-1389 (462 amino acids)
Cellular component (GO): plasma membrane
Source: RefSeq, a predicted model, not a curated record